Molecule: messenger RNA, 3281 nt
Organism: Hemicordylus capensis (graceful crag lizard)
Lineage: Eukaryota; Metazoa; Chordata; Lepidosauria; Squamata; Cordylidae
Gene: MARS1
Product: methionyl-tRNA synthetase 1
Exons: 23
Coding region: 590-3079 (829 amino acids)
Biological process (GO): methionyl-tRNA aminoacylation
Cellular component (GO): cytosol; aminoacyl-tRNA synthetase multienzyme complex
Molecular function (GO): ATP binding; methionine-tRNA ligase activity
Source: RefSeq, a predicted model, not a curated record
CGUGUGUGGGUACGUAUGAAUACUUACUUACCUACACAGGCCUCAAAGUGGGUGUGUGAGGGAGAGGGAGGGGCGCGACCGGCUUGCUGAAUGACAAGUGGAAGGAGAAGGCGGGGACCGGCCUGGCCUCAGUCAGCGGCUAAUAUUAGGAAGCGGAUACCGGCUUUGUUGCAUCAGCUGGGAAGUGGAGAGACGCGCACAGCGUGGUCCGAAGCGAGGGAGCAGGAAGCAGCAUGAAGCUGUUCAUCAGCCAAGGCAGCCCUGGGGGGCUUAAGGUGCUGGCGGCUGCCCAAGCCACCGACGCUCCUGUGGAGCUGCAGUGGGUUGCCCAGGAUGAACCCUAAAGCAGCAGAAACGAAACAGAAUAGACAGAUUCACUUCAGGGUAUUCCUAUUCUAAAGAUGCUCCUGCCCUGUGCACACUACCCUCAACUGUUUUGCAAUUUCAGCAUCCUGUAACCUGGAUUGAUGCUCAUGUGGUCCCAUUCCUCACCCACCCACGAAUCCCUGCUCUGCUGUUGGAAAAAGAAUCUUUCCUUUUCUCUGCAAAUACAAUUUGCCAGUACUUCUUCCGGUUAUCUGGAAAAGAAAUGGGAGAUCUUGGCCCAGAGCAGAGUGAUAUUGCCAACCAGUUGUUUGAGUGGGAAGCAACUGAACUAGAGCCUGCUUUGUCUGCAGCCCUGUAUCUUCAUGUUGUGCAAGGAAAGAGAGGAGAGGAAGUUUUGGAGAUUAUCCGGAAGCCACUGAACUACAUUGAACAGAUUCUGACCAAAAAAGGCACUCCUUACCUCACUGGGAAUGCUGAGUCAGCUGUUGAUGUUAUCCUGUGGGGAUCCCUGUUCUCUCUGUUGCGGGAUGAAUCCUUUUUGCCAGAUGAACUGAAAGCCCUGAGGAGAUGGUUACAGAACAUGAGCCUGAAGGAGCACUGCAAAAAGGCUGCUGAGUCUAUAUGGACACCCAAAGGAUUGCAGGAGCUGAAGGCGUAUCUGCAGAAACAUCCUGCUCCUAACCUGGUUUUUGAGAAGCCAGCUACAAAUGAGCCAAAGGAUGAAGAAUCUGCUCAGAGGUAUCUGUCCGAGGAAGAGAUUGACACAAUUGUAGAAGUCUGGACCAGAGGGCCAGUUGGCCUACCCAAACCAUGGAAGCCACAACAGCCUGUAAUGCCUGUGGAAGGCAUGAAGAAUAUCCUGAUCACUAGCGCACUACCCUAUGUUAACAAUGUACCACACCUUGGCAACAUCAUUGGAUGUGUUCUCAGUGCCGACGCCUUUGCUAGGUACUGCCGUCUGCGCAACUGGAACACACUGUAUGUGUGUGGCACAGAUGAGUAUGGCACUGCCACAGAGACGAAGGCCAUGGAGGAAGGGCUGACGCCACAGCAGAUCUGUGACAAGUACUAUGCCAUCCACUCCCAGAUCUACCAGUGGUUCAACAUCUCCUUUGACUACUUUGGGCGUACUACCACAGCACAUCAGACCACGAUAGCCCAGAACAUUUUCCAGCAGUUGUUGGAGCGCAAUUACCUGCUAACUGAGACAGUGGAUCAGUUGAAGUGUGAGAAGUGUGUGCGGUUCCUGGCUGAUCGCUUUGUGGAAGGCACCUGCCCUUUCUGCAACUAUGAAGAGGCCCGUGGGGACCAGUGUGACAAAUGUGGAAAACUGAUCAAUGCCACUGAGCUAAAGAAACCAGUGUGCAAAGUCUGUCAAGGGACCCCUGUGGUCAAAGCCUCCCAGCACCUCUUCUUGGAUCUGCCCAAGUUGGAAGACCGCCUGGAGAAGUGGCUGGCCCUGUCCCAGUCCACAGGAGACUGGACCCCUAAUGCAAGAUACAUCACUGGCUCCUGGAUCCGUGAUGGGCUCAAGCCACGUUGUAUCACUCGUGAUCUAAAGUGGGGCACGCCAGUCCCUUUGGAUGGCUUCCGUGACAAGGUGUUCUAUGUCUGGUUUGAUGCCCCCAUUGGCUACCUAUCCAUUACAGCCAAUUACACCAAUCAGUGGGAGAAAUGGUGGAAAAAUCCAGGGCAGGUUCAACUGUAUAACUUCAUGGCCAAAGACAAUGUCCCAUUCCACAGUGUUGUGUUUCCUUGCUCGUUGCUGGGUACAGAGGACAACUAUACCCUAGUCAACCACCUCAUUGCAACAGAAUACUUGAACUAUGAGGAUGGCAAAUUCUCUAAGAGCCGUGGUGUGGGUGUCUUUGGAGACAUGGCCAAGGACACGGGCAUCCCUGCAGACAUCUGGCGCUUCUACCUUCUUUACAUGCGUCCAGAGAGCCAGGACAGCGCUUUCUCCUGGAGUGAUCUCAUGCUUAAAAACAACUCUGAGCUGCUCAACACCCUUGGCAACUUUAUUAACAGAGCUGGGUCGUUUGUGUGCAAAUUCUUCGGGGGACACGUCCCCACUAUGGAGUUGAGUCCAGAUGACAAGCGCCUCCUGGCUCAUAUCACACUGGAGCUGCGUCAGUACAACCAGUUGUUGGAGAAGGUCAAGAUCCGAGAUGCCCUGCGCAGCAUCCUGAAUGUUGCUCGCCAUGGCAACCAGUACCUCCAGGUCAAUGAGCCCUGGAAACACAUCAAGGGCAAUGAUGCAGACAGGAAGUGGGCAGGCACAGUGAUAGGGGUGGCCGUCAACAUUGCAUCCCUGCUGUCUGUCAUGCUGCAGCCAUACAUGCCCAAUGUGAGCACUGCUAUCCAAGAGCAGCUGCUCAUUCCUGCUGCCUACAACGUACUGACCAAUGACUUUGUCUGCACCUUGCCUGCUGGACAUCAGAUUGGCACGGUCACUCCUCUGUUCCAGAAGCUGGAGAGUGAACAAAUUGAAAACCUGCGGAAGCGCUUUGGUGGUGGCCAGCUAGAAGACAUCCCAUUGAAGCAGAAGAAAAAAGCAUCCGUGAAUAGCAAAAUGGUAGCAGAAAAAGGAGCAAAGGACCUUCAAGAAGUAAUAGCCAAACAGGAUAAUUAUGUGCAGCAGCUGAAGGCCCAGAAGGCUGAGCAGAAGCAGAUUGAUGCUGCAGUCUCAAAACUAGCAGAGCUGCAGAAGCAGCUCAGCUUGGCCGAGGGAAAGGGGAAAAAGAAAAAGUGAACUGUUACACAGCAUCUUUUAAAGCAGCUCUUCUUCCUGGUGGCAGUGACAGCUUCCCCACCACCACUGUGGCAUUUUCACACCACUAUGUUUUGAUGCAGGUCCUUCUGUGUUGUAACUACUUGUGUGGGGCAGAAUUAUUCAGAAUCCUUUGAAAUUUUAAUUACAUGGUGAGAAAUAAAUAUUUUAUUGCUUAAAUAUA